Trichophyton rubrum CBS 118892 is the source of this 1203-nucleotide messenger RNA. RefSeq lists its product as uncharacterized. Gene Ontology annotation, cellular component: Rpd3L complex; nucleus; Rpd3L-Expanded complex. Gene Ontology annotation, biological process: regulation of DNA-templated transcription. Lineage: Eukaryota; Fungi; Ascomycota; Eurotiomycetes; Onygenales; Arthrodermataceae. Bases 1 to 1203 code for a protein of 400 amino acids. The record is from RefSeq and is a predicted model, not a curated record. The transcript has a single exon.
AUGGAGGAGAUCCAAGCCAAAGAUAAAAUAAUACAAGAUUGUCGCGCGAUUAUUAACUCGAGGGACGGAAGUUUACAGAAAUUUAUCAAAAUAAAUGGAAGUCAUGCCUUGAACCCGAAAGAAGAAGCAUAUAGCAAGACUAUCCUCCAAAAUAUGGACCGGUGCCAAGUAUUACAGGAUGAGAAGGUUAUCCUGAGCGAUAAAGCAAGCAUUCUGCUGGACCGACAUAUCAAGCGACUCGACGUGAAAAUCCGCGAGCUUCAAAAUGAUGGUCUUCUCUCGAACGAUCCACCGCUUCCUUCUCUCUUCCAGAAUAAGGACUCAUUUCGUGAAACUCCUAAAGCUAUAUUCCCUGAAGCUGCUACCCAUGAAGGGUCUUAUUCCACCCCAUUGAAUGCCGCAUCAGGGAACAUGAAUUUACAAUAUAACCUUGCUCAGAGACUGAACAAUACUACUAAUUCUCGUGCACCGGUAGGGGCUGCUGCUGCUACCCAAGCUGCUGCUCGCAACUCGGCACCGGCUACACCAGCGGCCACAGCACUACAUCAGCAGCGCCGUGAAUCAUCUGCUGGAGCAGCUGAUAGCAAACGGCGACGAUUAAAUGGAUCAAUUAGUACGCUGCCUGCUGCUCCCUCAAACCUGCGGCAGUCAUCAACUGGCCCUGGGACCCCUAAGGCCGGGACUCCGGGAGUAUCACGGGCAGGUAGCGCCGGUCCCCGUUCAACAACCGGAGUGAAGAAACCUGCUACAAAAAAGGUUGCACCACACCAGCAAGUACGCAAGAUAAAAGCGCAUAAUGCACCUGGAAAGCCGACAAAGAGAUCCUCGAGUGCAAACCGCUUGAAACCCGUAUCCGGCAAUGGGAGGAAGAAGUCUCGAUCUCCAGCGUCAGGUAUAGCGGAUGAUGAAGAAGAAGAAUCGAUGCUCAGCAGUGCUGAUAUGUCUGAUUCUGAAAACGCUCAUAUGUCUCGACGACAGAUGGCACGGUCUUCACAAGAGGAUGCGGAUGAAGAUGAUGAUGAAGAAGGAGGUGAAGACAUGAAGACGUAUUGCACUUGUCGAAGCGUUAGCCAUGGAGACAUGGUGGCUUGUGAUAAUGACAACUGCCCAUACGAGUGGUUUCAUUGGAAAUGUGUAGGACUUACCAGAGAGCCCUUAGGAACUUGGUAUUGUGAUGAGUGUCGCAAGAAUUUGGGCAAAUGA